Xyrichtys novacula (pearly razorfish) is the source of this 3939-nucleotide messenger RNA. The record is from the annotation of a GenBank genome assembly. Lineage: Eukaryota; Metazoa; Chordata; Actinopteri; Labriformes; Labridae.
AUGCAGAUCGGCCGGGCCCACCUCACUGAGUCGGAGAGUUACAACGUCGGUCAGCAAACCUGUGCCUGUAUUGUGGGCGUCCGGGUCACUACAUUGCCUCCUGCCCCGCCCGUCCGCCAAAAGGUCCGGCUCGCCAGUGACGGGGGAUCUGCUGGUGAGCCGUACUACUACUUCGCCCCCACAACGUCUCCAAGUGGCCAUAACCCUGUGUUGGCAGCGUCAGCCUAUCCCUCUUCUAGCCCUGGUGGAUUCUGGGGCUGAAGAGAAUUUCCUGGACUCUCGCCUGGCGUCCCAGCUCGGCAUUCCCACAGAAACUCUUGACGCGCCCCUGGAGGCUCGUGCUCUGAACGGACUCCACCUGGCCCAAGUCCGCCAUAAGACUGUUCCGGUCUCCCUGGUGGUGGGGGGCAACCACCAUGAGACAAUUUCCUUCCACCUCAUCGACCAGUCUAGUCCACCCUUGGUUCUUGGGUUCCCUUGGCUCCAGGUCCAUAAUCCCCACAUUGACUGGCAGCAGGGGGAGAUCCGUUCUUGGAGCCGGGAGUGCUACCAACGUUGCCUGACAUCUGCCCUGACUCCUGAAACUCGAGCCAGCCCCCGGGCCCUACCUUCCGAACCCCUCAACCUGGACCUUGUACCUUCUGUGUACCACGAUCUGGCCAUGGUUUUUAGCAAGGAUCAAGCCCUGUCUCUGCCCCCACACAGACCCUACGACUGUGCUAUAGACUUACUUCCCGGAGCUACACUACCCCGUUGCAGACUGUACAACCUGUCUAGACCUGAACAGGCCACCAUGGAGUCCUACAUCCGCGAUUCUCUGGCGGCUGGCAUCAUCCGCCCCUCUUCAUCCCCUGUCGGCGCUGGAUUCUUUUUUGUCUCCAAGAAGGACAAAUCCCUCCGUCCCUGCAUAGACUUCCGGGGCCUCAAUGACAUUACUGUUAAGAAUACUUACCCCCUUCCCCUAAUCAAUUCUGCCUUCACCCCGCUGCAUGGAGCCUCUGUCUUCACCAAACUGGAUCUUAGAAAUGCCUACCACCUCAUCCGAAUCCGGGAGGGCGACGAGUGGAAGACCGCCUUCAAUACUCCCCUGGGACACUUUGAAUACCUGGUCAUGCCCUUCGGCCUCACUAACGCCCCCGCAGUUUUCCAGAACCUCAUCAACGACGUCUUGAGGGACAUGCUCAAUCGGUUCGUCUUCGUCUACCUGGAUGACAUCUUAAUAUACUCCCGAAACCUUGAAGAACACGUCUGCCAUGUCCGCCAGGUCCUCGAACGUCUCCUCCAGAACCGCCUCUUCGUCAAGGCAGAGAAAUGCGAGUUCCACGCAUCCACUGUGGCUUUCCUGGGAUUCAUCAUCUCCUCCGGGGAGGUCAAGAUGGACCCAUUAAAGGUGGAGGCAGUGACUGAGUGGCCCCGUCCCGAAGACCGGAGACAGCUUCAGCGCUUCCUUGGUUUUGCAAACUUCUACCGCCGUUUCAUCCGAAAUUACAGCUCUGUUGCAGCCCCCCUGACCACCCUCACUUCCACCACCAAGAUCUUUUGUUGGACCCCUGAAGCAAACAAGGCCUUCUCUGAGCUGAAGCAACGCUUUGUUUCGGCGCCUAUCCUGAUCCAGCCAGAUCCCGAGAGACAGUUCAUCCUGGAGGUGGAUGCCUCGGACACCGGGGUAGGGGCAGUCCUGUCCCAGCGGGCUGCAACAGACCAAAAACUACACCCCUGUGCCUUCUUCUCACGGCGUCUUACCCCCGCAGAGAGGAACUAUGAUGUCGGAGAUCGCGAGCUGUUGGCCGUCAAGCUCGCUCUGGAGGAAUGGCGGCAUCUGUUGGAGGGUGCCCUGCAGCCUUUCAUCGUGUGGACAGACCACAAGAACCUGGAAUACAUCAGGUCGGCCAGGAGGAUGAAUUCCCGCCAGGCCCGCUGGUCCCUCUUCUUCAGCCGCUUCAACUUCUCCAUCACUUAUCGCCCCGGGUCCAGGAACACCAAGCCUGAUGCCCUGUCCCGUCAGUUCUCCGGAGAGAACGCCCUGCCAGACCCAGAACCCAUCUUGCCCCAGACUCGCAUUGUCGCCUCCCUCACUUGGGAGGUUGAGGCCCAAGUACUCCGGGCCCUAGAACAGCAACCUGACCCCGGAGGCGGUCCCCCAAACCGCCUGUUUGUCCCAGAAGCCGUCCGCCCGCAGGUCCUCAUGUGGGGGCAUACCUCUAAGUUCGCCUGUCAUCCCGGAUCUGCCCGCACCUUAGAGGUCCUCCGGCAACGGUUCUGGUGGCCCACCAUGGAGGCAGACACCCGUGAGUUCACCCUGGCCUGCUCCGUCUGUGCCCGCAACAAAACGUCCAAUCAACCCAGCUCCGGAUUCCUGCGGCCGCUUCCCAUUCCCAGGAGACCCUGGUCCCACAUUGCAGUGGAUUUUGUCACAGGCCUCCCUCCUUCCCAGGGCAACACCGCCAUAUUAACCAUUGUCGACCGGUUCUCCAAAUCUGCCCAUUUCCUUCCCCUGCCCAAGUUACCCACAGCCAUUAAGACUGCAGAUCUUCUGGUCUCUCAGGUUUUCAGGAUUCACGGCAUCCCUUCCGACAUAGUCUCCGACCGUGGUCCCCAGUUCACGUCAGAGGUGUGGAGGGCGUUUUGUAAGGCUCUGGGGGCCACGGUCAGUCUCUCUUCUGGUUUCCACCCACAAUCAAACGGCCAGACGGAACGGGCCAAUCAGUCUCUAGAGACUUUCCUACGCUGUGUGGCCUCAGAACACCCUACGACCUGGAGCAAUCAACUCCCCUGGGUGGAGUACGCUUACAACUCCCUGUCUAACUCUUCCUCUGGACUGUCCCCCUUCCAGUGCGUCCUGGGAUACCAGCCCCCCUGUUUCCAGCUUCUGAAGAGGAGAUUGUCAUACCCUCGGUGCAAAGCUUCGUCAGGAGGUGCAAACGAACUUGGAGGAAGGUUCGGGUCGCCCUCCGCCGGGCCUCCUUGAGAAUGGAGCAACAGGCCAACCGUCGCCGUUCCCCUGCUCCUGCCUACGCCCCGGGCCAGAAGGUUUGGCUCAGGGCCAAGGAUCUCCCACUCCGGGUGGAGUCAAAGAAGUUGGCCCCACGCUUUGUCGGUCCGUUCGAGGUGGAGAGGGUCAUUAACCCCGCUGCCGUCCGGCUUAAGCUGCCCCGGUCCAUGAAGAUUCAUCCCACGUUCCAUGUUUCGCAGCUGAAGCCGGUACGGGAGAGUCCUUUGGCCCCACCCGUCCAUCCCCCUCCUCCGCCCAGGAUAGUGGACGAUGGGCCAGUCUACACUGUCAGUCGCUUGCUGGAUGUCCGUCGGCGGGGUAGAGGGGUCCAGUUCUUGGUCGACUGGGAGGGAUAUGGGCCAGAGGAGCGCAGCUGGGUUCCCCGUCGCCAGAUCCUGGACCACACGUUGGUCAGCGACCUCUACCGCCGCCACCCAGAGAAGCGCCUUCGUGCACCUGGAGGUGCACGUAGGGGGGUACUGUCACGCCCUCUACUUCUAGGGCCAGAUAGGGGCAGCCUCUCUUUUCUCUUCUCCCCCCUCCCUCUUCUCUUUCUCCCUCUCUCUAAGCAGGUGUUGGUGUGAUGCAGCUUCAGGGCGGACAGGUGCAGCCACUUACUAAUCAGCGGAUCGAUCCGUGUGGCGGGGAGAGGAGCGCUCUCAUUCAUUCACCCGCUGCCAUAAAAACCAGACGCUUCCCACAACCCGACGCUGGACCGUAACCUGAAAAUCCCUUGCCCACUCCGCCUGCUCUUCCCGUCUGCGUACCCAGCUCUCCUGCUCUUCAUCCCAGCUCCGUCCAGGACGCCGCCUCACGCCAUCACCACCUGCCUCUCUCCCUCCAGUCGGAGUUCACGGACUGCCUGCUCACUCACUCUCUCGCUAGCUCUGGUAGUACCCGACCCUGUCUCGCGUUUUGCAGACAGCGCUUUUUGUUAUUUGUUCUGA